Molecule: messenger RNA, 843 nt
Organism: Moesziomyces antarcticus
Lineage: Eukaryota; Fungi; Basidiomycota; Ustilaginomycetes; Ustilaginales; Ustilaginaceae
Product: ribosomal protein L15
Exons: 4
Coding region: 1-843 (280 amino acids)
Biological process (GO): translation
Cellular component (GO): mitochondrial large ribosomal subunit
Molecular function (GO): structural constituent of ribosome
Source: RefSeq, a predicted model, not a curated record
AUGUCGGCCGCUUCACUCACUCGCUCGUUCGCGAGACUCGCACUCGCCUCGGGCUCGCGCACCGCCACUCUCGCGCCUUCAGCCCGCCUCGCUGUUCCUCGACUCGCCCUCACUGCAUUGCCCAAGAACAACGCCCCCUCCUCGUUCCGCACAUACGCCGUGCCUGCCUCGGGCAACAUUCGUCUCGGCAACCUUCAGCCUGGCCAGCCCACCAAGACCCGCAAGCGACUUGGUCGUGGUCCUUCGUCCGGCCGCGGUGGCACGAGUACGCGCGGUCACAAGGGCCAGAAAGCACGCGCGGGCAACGGCAAGCCUGUCCCCGGCUUUGCGGGCGGUCAGACUCCGCUCACCCGUCUCUAUCCCAAGCGCGGCUUUACCAAUGUUCAUGGUCAGACGUACGUUCCAGUCAACCUGGACAAGAUCCAGCACUGGAUUGAUCGGGGUCUGUUGGAUCCUUCGCGACCCAUCACUGCCAAGGAGCUGUACGAGACGCGCUGCAUCCACUCGCUCAAGGACGGCGUCAAGAUCCUGGGCGAGGGCGCAACGCAUCUCGAGGCGCCACUCAACCUCGUCGUUUCGCGCGCUUCGCAGUCGGCUAUUGCUGCCAUCGAGGCGAAAGGCGGCAGCGUAGAGUGCAGGUACUACACCCCCUUGAGUCUGCGUGCGCUCGUCAAGCCACACAAGUUUGCAGGCAAGAUUCUCCCACGCCCCGCCGACCCCAUCGCAAAGAAGGACCUUGUGUGGUACUCGUCGCCUAGGAACCGUGGAUACUUGGCCAAGCGCGCGGCGCUCGCAAAGGCGCUUUCGCAACAACAGCCCGCCACCCCGGAACCCUCGGCUUGA